Molecule: messenger RNA, 1296 nt
Organism: Oryza brachyantha (malo sina)
Lineage: Eukaryota; Viridiplantae; Streptophyta; Magnoliopsida; Poales; Poaceae
Product: novel plant SNARE 11
Exons: 10
Coding region: 283-1068 (261 amino acids)
Biological process (GO): retrograde vesicle-mediated transport, Golgi to endoplasmic reticulum; vesicle fusion
Cellular component (GO): ER to Golgi transport vesicle membrane; endoplasmic reticulum membrane; late endosome membrane
Molecular function (GO): SNAP receptor activity; SNARE binding
Source: RefSeq, a predicted model, not a curated record
GAAAAAAAAAAGAGCGCCGUGUCGGAGACCACCGCCACCACCACCGGACCACCACCGCCACCCUGGGCCUCGAUCCGCGCCCGGCGACCUGCUCCUCCGGCCCUGCUGCCCCCGCCGCGUCCCGCAUUGGCCGGUCCCCGUCGAUCCGGCCUCCGUGGGGUUUGGCCUGGCCUGGCCUGGCCUGGCGCUGGCGGCGGUGGCCCUCGAGGAUUCCAUUUUUUCUGCUUGGAUUUUCUUUUCGUCCUCCGUGUGGGGGCUCGCCGUCCUGGUGUGUAGGGGGAGAUGGAUUUGGAGUCGGUCAACCCGGAGCUCGCCGAGAUCGACGGCCAGGUUGGCGACAUCCUCCGCGCAUUGCAAAAUGGGUUCCAGAAGCUGGAUAAGAUCAAGGACGCAAACCGCCGGAGCAGGCAACUCGAAGAGCUCACCGACAAGAUGCGAGACUGCAAGAGACUUAUCAAGGACUUCGAGCGAGUCGUCAAAGAUAUUGCAGGGAGUACUGAUCCUGACACUGCCAGGAUGCUUCAUGAUAGGAAACAGUCAAUGAUCAAAGAAUUGAACUCCUACGUUGCCCUGAAGAAACAACAUGCAAGUGAAAAUAAGCGAGUUGAUCUUUUUGAUGGCCCCAGCGUUGAAGAUGGAUUUGGUGAAGAAAAUGUCAUGUUAGCAUCAAAUAUGACAAACCAGCAGCUAAUGGAUCAAGGAAACCAACUAAUGGAUGAGACUGAUCAAGCUAUUGCAAGAUCUAAACAGACCGUCCAAGAGACCAUCAAUGUAGGUACAGAAACUGCAGCUGCUCUCAAAUCACAGACAGAGCAAAUGAGCAGAAUUGUUAAUGAGCUGGAUUCCAUCCAUUUCUCCAUUAAAAAGGCAUCACAAAUGGUGAAAGAAAUUGGUAGGCAGGUUGCAACUGAUCGCUGCAUCAUGGCCUUGCUUUUUCUCAUUGUUGCUGGAGUCAUAGCAAUAAUAGUCGUUAAGAUUGUAAAUCCACAGAACAAGAAUGUCCCUAACAUUCCUGGUCUGGCUCCACCAGUUAGCAGAAGGCUGUUGAGUAUUGUAGAAGACAUCUGAAUAUCAUACAUGUGAACAAAUCAAUGAAGAGCAGCUGGUGCUGUUGCUUGAAGGUCGCAACUACUUAACGUCUUGAAUCAUGCUGCUAGUGUUGUAAUAUUAUACCCAUGGGAUCCAUGUCCGAGGUACUGUAAAAUUGUAUGUUCUUAUUACUCUGACAAGCAGGUUUUCUUCUGCAAGAAUCGUAUUCUAUGAACAUUCACAUAUGUACACGAGCAUAUCAAUCUU